AACGCCAAAUGCCUACGUUUGCUUUUUCUAAAAUUACGUUAUAAAUUGUAAAUAUUUAUUCCUUUUUAAGGAUAUGGCCAAAUUGUUAUAGCAUUUACUAGAUUUAAUAAUAAAUAUUAAAUUCAACCAUGGACAAUUCACAAUCUUGUGGCAAUGAAUCAGAAAAUACCUCAAAAAAGAGCCCAUUUGAUAAUUUAACUCAAGCUGAGCUAAUAAAAAAAUGUAAAAAUUUGUUGGUAAUUGCUCAGAAGGCCAAACAAGCCAGGGACGCUUGUCUCGAAGAGAAUAAAACUCUCAAAGAUGACAUCAUUAAUUUUGAACAACAAAGAAAGUCCGAUAAAGAAUGUCUCAAGACAAUGCAAGAAAUGAUUGAAUCCCUAACUGAGCAUAAAUUAAAAUCUAUAACAAAUAUAGACGAACUGAAAAAAGCAGUGAAGACUUUAGAAAGUACAAAUGACUCGCUUACUAAAAAAAAUAUUUCAAUUGAAGAAAAGUUGUUACAGUUUGACACAGAAAAUUUAUCUCUAAAGAGGCAAAUUUCAAGAUUAACCGAUGAUAAUGAUAAACUUUUACAAGAAUUGGAAGUAUUAGAAAAUAGGCUUAAUAAUGAUAAUUCACAAAGUGAUUUAGAAAUAUCACAAAGUGAGUUAGAACUUAAGCUGGAUUCUUUGAUAAAAGAGAAUGAGGCUCUCAAAACAGAAAAAUUAAAAUUGAGUGAAGAAAUUAAUGCCAUAACUAGUGAAGUUGAACUAAAAACGGAGAAAACGAUGGAUAGCUUAAGAAAUAUAUCCAGAGAUAAUAUUGGUUCCAGUAAAAAUAAAUUGCAUGAAGAAUUAUUUGAAGAAACACAGGAUCCUCAUCAAAAUGAUGCAGGCCAUAAAAAGCAUGAAAUCAAUAUUGAUUUGCAAAAUCUAGAAAAAUUAUUAGAGAAAAAACAAGAAGAAAAUAAAGCUCUAGUAGAUGAAAUAAAUAAGUACAUUUAUGAAAAUAGUGAAUUAAAUACUAAACUCACUCAACUAGAACAGUCUGAUAAACAAAAACACACUGAAAAUAAAGUUUUAAAAGAUAAAUUAAAAAAUAUGAGCAUGGAAUUUGAAGAAAACAACAAAUUAAUACAAAAUUUGAAAAUAGAAUUGGAUUUUCAAAUUGGUAAAUUAAAUGCAGAAAAGGAUGAAGCUGAUUCUAAGGAAAAGAAAGCUCAGCAAAUCGCUGAUAAAGAAAAAGAGAAUGUUAAUGUACUAAAGUUACAAAUAAAUGAGCUAAAUACAAUUAUAAAAGAUAAUAAUAAUAAAAUGGAAUGCUUUGAAACAGAAGCAUCUGAAUUGAAACAGAGUUUACAAGCAGCGCUUGCUAAAAAUGCAAAAUUACAAGAUGAUAAUAAUUUACUCUUAAAAAAUAUUGAUGACUUGAAAUUCCAAUUAGGUGAAAGUCUAAGUAGCAAAAAUCUUCUUGAAGAACAAAUUAAUAAGUUAAAUAUACAGUCAAAACAGUUUGACGAUGAACAAAUCCAAGAAAAAGAUGAAAUUAUUAACAACUUGGAAAGUAAUCUUAGCAAUGCCAAAGCGCAAGUAACUGUAUCUGAAGAAGAAAUUAAAACUGUAAAAUUGAAUUAUGAACAAUUAAAUCAGAAUUAUAAUGAAUUGGUGAAAGGCAGAGAAAAGUUAAUAUCUAAACUUAAAAUGUACCAUCAAAAAUUAACUGAAUUUGCAAGCAAUUUAAAACAAUUAAAAACAGACAAGAAUGAACUUUUACAGACCAUGAAAGAUUAUUGCAGUACAAUUUCUGAUUGGCAAAUCAAAAUUACUACUAUAUCCUCACAGCUUUGUGAUAAAUUACUAGAAUAUGAAAAAGAAAUAAAAGCACUGCAAGAUAAAUUAUCAUGCAUUGAAUCUGAGCGACGGAAUAUUACACCUGAAUAUAUUGAAAGUUUAGAGACAUUAGGAAAUGAAAAUCUCAAGCUAAGUGAAGAACUGAAAACUGUUAAUGCCGAGCAAAUUGAGUUUCUGAAAAAUAAACUCGAGAGUUAUGAAAAGGAGAAAGAGGUUCUCAUUAACUCAAACAAUGAUUUAUUGAAAAAAUUAUCAAUUUUAUCAAGUGAUAAUAGUCAGAUGUCUGAAGAAAUUAAAAAAUUACUAGAAGAUAAAUCAAACUUGGAAAGCAAUAUACAAACUCUUGAAGAGGAGAUUGUUGAAAACAAUUUACAGAAAACACAAUACAAUUCCCUGAAAUCAGAUAAUGAGAAGUUAAUCAAAGAACUUAAGGAAUCCAGGUAUAAAUGCUCUGCCUUAGAGGAUAUGGAAACUGAUCUUAAUAAUUUACGUCAACAACUAUGUAAUAAAUCUAUUGAAAAUAAAGAAUUGCUAAAUGAAAUGAGGGAAAUAAAUGAAGUCUUAAAACAAAGAGGCGAAACAAUAUCUAAUCAACAAGAAUAUUGUGGUGAAUUAGAAAAGAAAAUAAUUUCUUUAGAAAAUGAAAUUAAAAAUUUAUUAUUCAAGUUAAAUGAUAAAGAUUCACAAUUAAACGAUAGUUAUACUCAAGUUCAGAGAAAUGAACAGGAAUUAAAAGAUCAAAUUCAACAAUCUGAUCAAAUUAAAAAUAUCAUAAUUGAAAAAGAUUCAUUAAUAGAGUCACUUCAAAACGAAGUUGGAAAGUUGAAGGAUAAAUUAAAUAAUGCCGAUGCUCAAAGUGAUGUGAUGUCAACUUCUACAAUAUCUAGAGCAGAAGAAGCAUCCCGAUUAAAAGAUGUUGAAUCGUCACUUGAAGAGCGCUAUACAAAAAUGAAAUCGCUAGCAUGUAAAUAUAAAAAAAUAGUCACAGAAAAGUGUUCUCAAUUGGCAGCCCUAGAGGCAGAAAAUAAAGCUUUACUUUUGGAGAAAAAUGAAUCUACAGGGAAAGUAUCAUCAAAUGCAAAGAAUAUGCAGAUUUUACAACAAGAGUGUGAUAGAUUACAAGAUGAAAUUGAAGAAGAAAAAAAGAAAAAUAAAGCAUCAGAUAAAAUUAUAAAUUCUUUGAAAGAUGAAAUCACAAAGAUUAAAUCUGAACUCGAUUCAAAAGAGGAGAAUGGCAAUAAAUCAAAGUCUACAACUGAAUCUAGUACUAAGGACAGACGAUCAGUAGAAGGUUCGAAUAAAGAACAACAAAAUCUUAUUUUAAAUUUAAAGAAAAAUCUACAAGAAGAAAUUGAAAAAAGUAAAGGUUUUGAAAAAGAGAUUAAAAAAUUAGAAGAAAUUGUAAAAUCAAAAGAACUGCAGUUAAAUGAACAGAUUAAUAAUGUUAAGUCUAUAAAAGAUGAACUUGCAGAAAGCAAAAAAGAAAUCAAAAAGAACAGUGUCUUAAUUUUAGAAAUUGAUAAUUAUGAAAAGACACUAAAUGAAAUCUCAAAAAAACUUGAAUUACGUAAUGGAAGAAUUAAGGAACUUGAAUCUGCAAUUUCUUCAAAUUCAGACACUAUCAGUUCUUUGAAAGAGCAAAUAAAAUUACUAGAAGCAAAUUUAGAGUCUGAAGUUCAGCAUAGCAAAGAAAUAAAAGACAGAUUAAAUUCUACUCAAACCUCUUUGAAUGAAUCGGAACAUAAAAAUUCUUUGCAAUCAAAUGAGAUGUUACAGCUUAAACAUGAGAUUGAAAAACUUACAUCAAAGAUUGAAGAAAUAGGUGUUGAAUUUACUAAUGUCGUAGCAGAGAAAGAAAAUAUUAUCACUAAUUGUAAAAGUGAAAAAGAUAGCCUUCUAAGGCAAACUUAUGAUAUGGAAAAUACUAUUAGUAACCUCACCGAAAAUCUUAGUAAAUGCAAAGAUGAAUUAAUGGAUGUUAAGACAGA
Messenger RNA from Ctenocephalides felis (cat flea), 3817 nucleotides. RefSeq names its product GRIP and coiled-coil domain-containing protein 2-like. Lineage: Eukaryota; Metazoa; Arthropoda; Insecta; Siphonaptera; Pulicidae. The record is from RefSeq and is a predicted model, not a curated record.